This is a messenger RNA of Helianthus annuus (common sunflower), 2049 nucleotides long. Its product is annotated as protein FAR1-RELATED SEQUENCE 5-like. The record is from RefSeq and is a predicted model, not a curated record. Bases 1 to 2049 code for a protein of 682 amino acids. NCBI's taxonomy places the organism in Eukaryota, Viridiplantae, Streptophyta, Magnoliopsida, Asterales, Asteraceae. The transcript is spliced from 5 exons. Gene Ontology annotation, biological process: regulation of DNA-templated transcription. Gene Ontology annotation, molecular function: zinc ion binding.
AUGUAUGAACUUUAUGCGCUUGAAGCAGGUUUUUCUGUAAAAAAAGGGCAAACUAAAGUCUGGAAUGGAAUUCCCACACACAAGUAUCUCCGAUGCUCAAAAUAUGGAAAACCCCAACCAAAGAGGACUUUUGAUACCCUAGAUGAAUCUUCUGUUAAGCACCGGAGGACCACCUUCACAUGGUGUGACUGUAAGGCAAGCAUACUAGUCUCGAUCUCGAACGAUUCAUACACAGUUCUGAGUUUCAAUGAUAUUCAUAAUCAUGAACUUGUUGAGAGUUACAACCGUGAUCUUAGCAAGAUAUCACGGAAACUGUCAUUCUCCACGAAACAAUUCAUUCAUAACAUGAGUCUAAACCGCAUCGGACCAAUGAGGUCUUAUAGAUGUCUUGUAGCUUUAAAAGGAGGGCAUCACAAUGUCAAUGGGACACCGGUCGAUUUUAAAAACUUUAGCCACCAGCUGCGAAUUUUUAUUGGUGAACGCGACGCACAAGUUUUCCUUGAACGCUUGCGUGAGCGUUAUGACAACCUACCCAACUUCUUUUUUGAUUACACUGUAUCAAACGGAAAGUUGUCCUCUGUAUUCUGGGCUGAUGAGAUUUCAAAGCUUAACUACAAAGCUUUUGGCGAUGUCCUAGCGUUUGACGCAACUUACAGCACAAACAGGUACAAGAUGGCUUUCUUGAAGGCACACGGUACUCAACCAACUCUCGUGCUGAGUGAUCAAGACCCAUCCAUGCUACAAGCUGUUCCUAUGGUCUUUACCGAAUCACGACACCGUCUAUGCAUGUGGCAUAUAAUGAAAAAACUACCCUCCAAGAUCUCUGCCGAUGUGCUCGAUAACACUGAUCUUCGGUCCUGCAUUCAUCGUUUGGUUUGGAAUGUUUAUAUCAAACCUGAAACGUUUGAGUCCCGCUGGAAUGACCUCCUACAAACAUUUGGGCUUCAAGACCACAGCUGGUUGAACGACAUGUACAACAUCAAACAUCUCUGGGUACCAGCCUACUUUAGAGAACUGCCCAUGUGUUGCUUGAUGAAGACCACCUCCCGCUGCGAAAGCUCUAACGCUGCCUUCAAGGUUAACUCAACAAGCGCAAACACCGUUGUACAAUUUAUGAUGUGCUUUGAAACUAGGGUAGACAGCCAACGAUAUCGUCAACGUGUUUCGGAGUUCAAAACCUCUUCCACAAUGUUCACUGGUAAUACUGAUUUAGCGAUAGAACAACACGCGUUCGCCAUUUACACAAACGCUGUUUUCGCCCAAGUUCAAAAAGAAAUAAUUAAAGGGAAGUUUUUAUGCUACAUCACAAACCAAAGCGAGACCAGCGAUUCCAGUCUUCUGAUAGACGUCACUCAUUUGGAUAAAAGGAACAACAUCACAAACGUCUAUCAGGUUACGUAUAACAAUGUGGAUCAAUCGGCCAGUUGCUCAUGCAGGAAUUUCACACGUAUCGGAUAUCUGUGUCGCCAUGUCUUUUGUGUCUAUCGCUUGAAAAAUGUUGAAAGGAUUCCACCACAAUACAUAAACGACAGGUGGCGCCGAGAUGCCCUCCCCAAACAUGUUUUUUCAAUUUCCAGUCGAUACGGAGUUAACCCACACGCACCGUCCGUUAUGCGGAAUGAAAUCCUCGACCUCGUUACUGAAUGCGUUGAUGUUGCUAGAACCGAUGAGGUUGCGUUGGCAAAAUUGGUUGACCAACUCAGGGAUUUCAAGAUCAAUGUUCUUUCCAGGCAACCGUUGUCAACAACUGAAAAUGAAUCAAAUGAGUCUCAAAUGGAAGAAAUAGUUGGGCAGCCAAUCAACAUUCCAGUCGAAGUUGCUAAUCCAGAAGUUGCACGCAAUAAAGGAUGUGGUACUCAUACUCGCAUUUCUGGGCCCGGUGAGAAGGCCAAAGCAAAACCACCAAAACGUCCAAAGCAGCUUCGCUUAUGCAAGCGUUGUGGUCUGUAUGUCGACGACCACGACUCACGCAACUGCCUUAAGGUGGCUGCAAUGAAAGCAGCAAAGGCAGCUGCUGAACAACAAAGGCAGACCGCCACUGGCGACUGA